Rana temporaria (common frog) is the source of this 3833-nucleotide messenger RNA. RefSeq names its product periostin (gene POSTN). NCBI's taxonomy places the organism in Eukaryota, Metazoa, Chordata, Amphibia, Anura, Ranidae. The transcript is spliced from 27 exons. Gene Ontology annotation, molecular function: protein binding. The record is from RefSeq and is a predicted model, not a curated record. Bases 68 to 2728 code for a protein of 886 amino acids.
UUCAGCUCUAUAUCAUUUGGCAGUUCUCCUUUUCAUUUACACGGAGCAUUUGGGGGGGACUAAUACAAUGAAGGUUAUAUUCUUAUCCCUUUUUGCCAUCUUCCUACUUUCUGCAUUUGACCAUGCAGAGAGUAAUGGGUAUUAUGAUAAGAUUUUGUCACACAGUCGCAUAAGGGCUAAAAAACAGGGCCCAAAUGUCUGCGCGCUACAGCAAGUUAUGGGAACAAAAAAAAAGUACUUCAGUACCUGCAAGAACUGGCACCAGGGGGCAAUCUGUGGCAAAAAAGCGACUGUCCUAUAUGAAUGCUGCCCUGGAUACAUGACAAUGAAUGGUCUACCAGGAUGUCCUGCAGUUGCUCCUAUUGACCACGUGUAUGGAACUCUUGGAAUUGUGGGAGCUAAAACAACACAAGAGUACUCUGAGACCUCUGAAUUGAAGAGUGAAAUUGAAGGAGUUGGCUCCUUUACUUUCUUUGCACCUAGUAACGAUGCAUGGGACCUGCUAGAUCCUGAAAUCCGUGCAUCACUUUUGAGCAAUGUGAAUAUUGAGCUGCUGAAUGCUCUGCAUUAUCAUAUGCUGGAUAGAAGAAUGCUUACCAAGGAUCUUAAAAAUGGAAUGUCUGUGACAUCUAUGUUCAAUAAUCAGCCUCUCCAGAUAAACCAUUACACCAAUGGGAUUGUCACUGUGAACUGUGCAAGAAUUAUUCAUGGUAACCAGAUAGCUACAAACGGCGUUGUUCACGUAAUUGACCGUGUUGUCACAGCUGUUGGAAACACCAUCGAGGACUUUAUUGAUGCUGAGGAUGAUCUGUCAUCUCUUAGAGCUGCUACUAUUGCUUCAGAUCUUAUGGAGAAACUUGGGAAACCCGGUCAAUACACUCUGUUCGCUCCUACCGAUGAGGCUUUCGAGAAGCUUCCACGCGAUGUUCUGGAAAGGAUUAUGUCUGACAAAAAGGCAGCUGAAGCAUUGGUGAAGUAUCACAUUCUGGACACUGCCCAGUGUUCUGAGGCCAUCAUGGGAGGAGGAGUUUAUGAUACCUUGGAAGGAAACCCACUGCAGAUUGGAUGUGAUGGAGACAGUUUGACUGUAAAUGGCAAGAAAUUGGUCAACAGGAAGGAUAUAGUUACAAGCAAUGGCGUCAUUCACUUGAUUGAUGAGGUUCUCAUUCCUGACUCUGCUAAGCAAGUCUUAGAAUUGGCAGGAAGUCAACAGACCACUUUCACUGACCUCAUGGCCCAAAUGGGACUGGCAGCCUCUCUAAAACCCGAUUCAGAAUUUACUCUUCUGGCACCAUUAAAUGAUGCUUUUUCUGAGGAAACAAUGAGAAUGGAUCAACGUCUCCUUAAACUAAUUCUGCAAAAUCACGUCAUCAAGCAAAAGUUUGUUCUUAAUAACCUUUACAAUGGUCAGGUCUUGGAAACCCUUGGCGGAAAGACUCUGAGAGUGUUUGUGUACCGCACGGCUGUAUGCAUUGAAAACUCCUGCAUGCUUCGUGGAAGCAAAGAAGGAAGAAACGGUGCCAUUCACAGCUUCAGAGAAAUCAUCAAGCCUGCUGAGAAAUCAUUCUUUGACAUCUUGAGCCUUGAUAGGCGCUUCAGCAUUUUCCUAGACCUGAUCCAACAUGCAGAUCUGAAAGAACUUCUGUCAGGAUCUGGAGCCUGGACCCUUCUCAUCCCUACCAAUGAUGCCUUCAAAGACCUUAGCAGCAGCGAUAUUGAAUUUCUGAAAAGUAACAAACUUGCUCUUCAGAACAUCCUUCUCUACCAUCUGGCCCCAGGAGUAUUCAUUGGUGGUGGAUUUGAGCCUGGUGUAACAAACAUUGUGAAAUCUCUCCAAGGAAAGAACCUUAUGUUUAAACUUGUAAACGACUCCAUUAGCAUCAAUGGUGUUGCCUCUAAGGAGAAAGAUCUAAUGGCUACCAAUGGCGUGAUUCAUGUAGUAGAUAAACUUCUCUUCCCUGCAGAUGGAGCCAUUGGUGACGAAAAACUUCUUGGAAUUCUAAAUAAGAUCAUCAAGUACAUUACAAUCAGGUUUGACCGUGGCUUCAGAUUCCAGGAAAUCCCCCUGACCAAAUACUUCACAAAAAUUAUUACUACAAAGGUCAUCUCAGAGCCCCAAGUAAUCACAAAAGUAAUCGGUGGAGGACGGACAGAGACAAUUCGCAGAGUUAUCCCAGGAGAUGGGGAUGUGGAUCAAGAAUUCUUUGUGGAUGGAGGCUCAGAGUCAACUAUUACUAGAGUUACAAAGGUUGUUGAAGGAAAGCCUGAAGUCAGAGUAAUCCCAGGAGGAGAAACCAGAAUUACUAAAGUUAUCCAGGGAGAGCCCUCUAUCACCAGAGUCACCCAAGUUGUAGAAAGUGAACCAGAAUUCAGCUUGAUAAAAGAAGGAGAGACUAAAAUAACCAAAAUCAUUCAAGAACCCACAAUUUCUAAGAUCACUAGAGUGAUUGAAGGUGAGCCAAAUUUUAAACUGGUAAAGGAAGGCGAAACUCAAAUAACUAAAGUGAUCAGAGAAGGUCCUGAAAUAAAAUACACUCGUGUCUCCACUGGUAUCGGAGGUGAUAUUAGUGAUGAUGAACUUAAAAGGAGGCUAGAGGAAGAAGUCACCAAGGUAUCCAAGUUCAUUGAAGGUGAUACACAAUUACUUGACGAUGAAGAACUGAAAAAGCUUCUCCAGGGAGAACCUCAGGUUAGAAAAGUACAGACUGUCAGAAGGAUACAAGGCUAAUUUGCACUCACAUGGCCUUGCAGCAUAAGGUCCAGUAGUGAGAAGAAAGCAGAGAAGAAGUCACAAGUCAUAAAUUCAUGAGAACCGAUUGCUGUUAUCAGAAUUAUAGAAGAUCAGCGUGUUAACAAGUCAAGGAGUAUAUUACAUUGGAAUAAGGAUCAUUUGGAUUGUCUGUCAUCUUGCACAAAUAUAUUUGUAUACAAUUAUUUUUUAAGGGUGGAGUAUUUUUUGAGCAUGAACCAAAAAAAACCUGAAUGUAUAAAGAUAAUGAAUAGUUCCUAAUAUUCCACCCUCUAAAAUUACCUACAAUAGGUUGUGAUCUUGUGCUAAAUACAAAUAUUUGGAAAUAAAAUCUAGACAAAGCUAUACCACUUCAUGAACAGCCACCAUUUCUUACAAGAAUCUUGAAUCUCUGUUUUCUUAGAGUUCAAAUGAAUCAUUUUCUUCAGGGAUUCUGUGUUUAAAACACUUUACAUAAUGUGGUGCUUUCAUUUUUUUUAUUAUUUUUUUACCAAGACCUUCAGUGCUAAUUUCUGGUACUAACUCAAAUGGGGUUAUUUGUAAAUUAUGCCAAUUUUUGUAACUCAGAAAAUGAUAGUGAUUUGCUUUUUUUUGUUUUUUUUUGUUUUUUGUUUUUUACAUUUUAUCUCAGUUGUUGCAAUGCAACUAAGGAUGCUAGGCAAGAAGUGAUUACUUUACAUUCUUGUGUCUUUUUUCUUUGAACUGAAACUAAUUUAAAUUAAAUUUGGGUUUAGAGUGUGGAAAAUAAAGCAUAUGCUUUUUGGCAAAACAUUAAAAAAUAAUAUCUGCUGCCUUACUGAAUAAGUUUGGUAGCAUUUGUAAUAUAAGCACCACUAGCUAGUAUUUUUCUUUUCUUUUCUUUUUUUUUUUAAAAAAUGUUGGUGAACACCAGAGUUUGUGGUUGUUAACUUUUUUCCUACUACAUUCCUUUAAGAAAAGUUUACAGAAAAUGUUUUCUUUCACAUUUCUAAAGAUUUGUUUUAGAAUAUUAGUUUCUAUUUAAAGAAAUUUUAAAAAGCUAUUGGGUGUGCCUGUAUACCUCUGUUUCUUAAACAAAUACUCAAUAAAAUGUGGUUGAAUUACA